Penicillium samsonianum is the source of this 591-nucleotide messenger RNA. RefSeq lists its product as uncharacterized. The coding region runs from base 1 to 591 and encodes 196 amino acids. The transcript has 3 exons. The record is from RefSeq and is a predicted model, not a curated record. Lineage: Eukaryota; Fungi; Ascomycota; Eurotiomycetes; Eurotiales; Aspergillaceae.
AUGCUAUCUCUUUCUAUUCUUCUCCUUCUAGCCUUUGGGCUAGUCUGCUCUGCGCACCCGCUUGAAAAGCGACAGUCAAGGCCAACCGAUUCUUUCAAGUUGUAUGCCUAUGGCCCAGGCAUUAGCGGACUGCCCGUCUUCUACAGGAACGGUACAGCCGAAGUUGCAGAUGCGUCGAAAGUAGACACAACCACAAUGGCCGCAAUGACCCCAGUCAACUUCACCGCCUCCAGUGACAACACCUGGGUUGCACAUCCCAGUUCCAGCACUAGUUCCACCGAGGGCUUCAGCACCAUCUCGACCAAUACGAACAAGCUGUGUCUAGACCGAGGCAAUACGGACUCCAAUCCAGUCGGAUUCACCGGCACAUCCACGACGGAGCAGUCAAACACAACCAAGCUCAGCAACGUGUGGUCCACGUACGGGGGGUACGUCCUAGUCACCGUGAGCGGGGCCAACUUUUACGCGAGACCAACUGGUACCGAUGGCUUGUACUCUCUGCUUUGGAGUAGCUCGGCUGAGGCAAUGACGGAUACUAUACCGCUAGUUCUGCGGACUGCUGAGCCGGCGACGGUAUCUGUACUGACCUAG